This is a messenger RNA of Cyprinodon variegatus (sheepshead minnow), 1996 nucleotides long. RefSeq names its product troponin I, fast skeletal muscle-like. Gene Ontology annotation, biological process: muscle contraction. Bases 1002 to 1520 code for a protein of 172 amino acids. The transcript is spliced from 7 exons. Lineage: Eukaryota; Metazoa; Chordata; Actinopteri; Cyprinodontiformes; Cyprinodontidae. The record is from RefSeq and is a predicted model, not a curated record. Gene Ontology annotation, cellular component: troponin complex.
AGAGUCUACUGUAGUUCACGGUCUAGGAACCUCUGACUGAAGACAAUAUUGUUUUAUUUCCCUGAUGUUCUUUAAUAAAUAAUAAAUUAUCCCUCGUAAAAUCCUUUGCAGAUUUUAGUGGUUCCCAAAAAAAUUGCUCGUUAGAGUUUUCAAGGUUGAACUUCUGUUGGCAUCUUUUAUUUAAAGAGAUGAAUAACAGAGUCAAAAGCGAAAAAUAAAAGAAAAAAGAAAAAAAAAACUCUAAAGAAACUAUACACACUAGUGGCAAAUUAAUAUAACUGAUCUAACUUUAGAAGAUGGGAAGUGAGAAGAUUGUCUGCAAAAAAUGUCACCAGUGCAAUGUUUUAGGACUUGGGUUAAUUUCUUAAUGGGCUUAUGACCUUUCUGUAUUGCUGAAUAUUUCAGCCUAUAUCUAUGUAGCAGGGUGUAAAAAAUUGUCAAAAAAUAUUAAGAAUUGAACCAUAGCUCUGGAGAUGAGUAUAAACCAAUAUAACUAAGCAGAAAAAAAAUAGAUUUUCAUAUUUAUAGUACGAAUGUUGUUGCUCAUCGGCUCUUCUUGCCUAGCUUUAAAUGAUUCUCAGAGUAGAGUUACCAAAACAAUCCUCACAGUGCCAGCAGAGCGCUCCCAAAUCUAACUAUUCUGCAGGAUACUGUGCAGUGUUCUGCUAAAGCAAUAUUAAUGGGGAAAUUAUUGGAAAUCAUUCAGAUCAAUUCACACCAAUUAAAAGAGAAACACAAGAUGAGAUCUGUGUUGAAGUUACAAAGGUAAUCUACUAUCUGUUUCUUUCAACACCUGGUAAUGAAAGGUGUACAGUCUGUCCGUUUAAUUUCUAGGUGAGUUGUGUUGACUCUUCUUUUUCAACAUGCUUUUCAUUUCUUGACACAUCUGUUAUGCUAAUUGCUGUUUUUUGUUCUUUUUUUAGAUGUAGUAAAAUCACCACGGAUGAUUCUUUAAGUGCUGAAUAAAGAAAAUAAGAGUGUGAAGAUCAAACAGGGCCAAAAUGUCUGAGGGAAAGAAAAUGACAUCAAGCCGCAGGCAUCAAUUAAAGAGCUUAAUGCUGCAGAUUGCUACCAAAAUGCUUGAGGAGGAGAAGAAGGAAAUUGCAGCAGCAAAAGAGGCCUAUAUGGCUGAGAACUGCCCCCCGCCUGACCUCAGUGGAGACGUGAAUGCACUCAUGGAAGUGUGCAAGAAGCUCCAUCAGGCCAUUGACAAAAUUGAUGAGGCAAGAUACGACACAGAAGCAAAAGUUCUGAAAGUGGACAAAGAGAUCCAGGAUUUGAAGCUGAAGGUUGUUGAUCUGGCCGGAGUGAAGAAGCCUGCUCUGAAGAAAGUGCGUAUGUCAGCUGAUGCCAUGCUUAAGGCUCUACUGGGCUCCAAACACACAGUCAACAUGGACCUCAGGGCCAACCUGAAGCAGGUCAAGAAGGAGACCAAAGAGGAGACAACAGAGGCGGUCGGUGAUUGGCGUAAAAACAUUGAAGACAAGGCCGACAGGAAGAAGAUGUUCGAAUCUUCUUAAAAUUCUUCAGGAUCUGUGAGGAUGAUGCCAGGGGAGGCAGGUCUGACUGACUGAGCUCAUCUCUUUGGCCCUCGGAUGCAUUCAGGGCCAAGAGUUAGGACACUGACUUACUUUGUGUUACUGUUUCUGAGCAUUCUGUACAGCAGUCAGAAGGAUGUUACAUCAUCAGGAAGCAUUGUUUAUGUGGUUAAACCUGUUUUCUUAAAAACAUCACAGAAUGUACUGGUUUUCUCAAAAGCGGUAGAAAUAAAUAUGUCGAAAAAUAAGGAAAUUUGUUGCUGCUUUUAUUUAAUAGUAAGGUUAUUUAAAACCAUUUUGAUACUUGGGUGAGUCUGAAAAGAGUAAAUUGUUAUUUUCUUGUUAAGGGAGAUUAAUUCUAAUAAUAUAGAAAAAAAUGACAUAAUAUACAUAUAUUUUGUCUGUUUUUUUAAAUAAUGAUUUCACAUAACUGUAAACAUUACGUUAUUUUUACUAAU